AUGGAAGUGCAGAGGACCACGAUCAUCUUCUUAGCCCUUUGGUUACUUAAUUAUCUGAAUCCGCUAGAUGUUGCUGGAGUUCAAAUUAUUUCUAAAUCAAGGCUCGAGAAGUGUGAGAAAAACUCCAACUCCGACGAUCUCAACUGCACUAUGAAAAUCGUUGUGAACAUGGCUGUUCCAAGUGGCUCGAGUGGAGGAGAAGCCUCAAUUGUUGCGGAAAUUGUAGAGGUGGAGGAAAAUUCAACUAACAAGGUGCAGACAUUGCGAAUACCACCAGUCAUAACAGUCAACAAAUCUGCUGCUUAUGCUUUGUAUGAAUUAACAUAUAUACGGGAUGUUCCAUAUAAACCAGAGGAGUAUUAUGUUAAGACGCGGAAGUGUGAGCCAGAUGCUGGUGAAGAAGUUGUAAAGAUAUGCGCGAGGCUGCGAGACGAUGAGGGUCAUGUUAUCGAGAAAACUCAGCCCAUUUGCUGCCCAUGUGGGCCUCAACGUCGGAUGCCUUCAUCAUGUGGAAACUUUUUUGACAAACUGACAAAAGGAAAGGCCAACACUGCACAUUGCGUGCGUUUUCCGGGCGAAUGGCAAGUUCAUGUUUUCAGCAUUGGGCGCCGGACAUUGGGAUUUAGUGUUCUGAUACAGGUGAAGACUGGAACAAAAGUUUCGGAAGUGGUUGUGGGUCCUGAGAAUAGAACAGUGACAUCUGAUGGUAACUUUUUGAGGGUUAAUCUUAUUGGAGAUUUUGUGGGAUACACAAAUAUACCUUCUUUUGAGGAUUUCUAUCUUGUUGUUCCAAGGCAGGGAGGCCCUGGUCAACCACAGGAUUUGGGGAGAAACUUUUCUGCAUGGAUGCUGCUAGAGAGAGUGAGGUUUACCUUAGAUGGUCUUGAAUGUAACAAAAUUGGUGUCAGUUAUGAAGCUUUCAAUGGACAGCCAAACUUUUGCUCUUCACCAUUUUGGAGUUGCCUGCAUAAUCAAUUGUGGAACUUUCGGGAGGCUGACCUAAACAGAAUCAAUAGGAAUCAGGUUCCACUCUAUGGCGUGGAAGGAAGGUUUGAAAGGAUAAACCAGCAUCCAAAUGCAGGGACCCAUUCUUUCUCCAUAGGAAUCACGGAAGUUCUUAAUACAAACCUUGUGUUAGUAAGUGCCAAUGACGUAGAAUAUGUCUACCAAAGGAGCCCUGGAAAAAUUUUAAGUGUCAGCGUCCCUACAUUUGAAGCUUUAACUCAAUCUGGAGUUGCAACCAUCACCACUAAGAAUACUGGUGAGGUGGAAGCAUCAUAUAGUUGA
Molecule: messenger RNA, 1287 nt
Organism: Neltuma alba
Lineage: Eukaryota; Viridiplantae; Streptophyta; Magnoliopsida; Fabales; Fabaceae
Product: protein HAPLESS 2-like
Source: RefSeq, a predicted model, not a curated record